Molecule: messenger RNA, 715 nt
Organism: Lynx canadensis (Canada lynx)
Lineage: Eukaryota; Metazoa; Chordata; Mammalia; Carnivora; Felidae
Gene: COXFA4L3
Product: chromosome B3 C15orf48 homolog
Exons: 5
Coding region: 132-383 (83 amino acids)
Source: RefSeq, a predicted model, not a curated record
GGUCCGGCCCAUCAUUUGCGGUCCGUAUAUAAAGUGAGGACGCAGAGGGCUAGUUCGGGUCGGGGCGUUUUCCUCGUCCGCGCGCCGCUCUGCCCCGCCUCCCAGAUUUGGCAUUCAACACUGAAGUCAUCAUGAACCUCUUCCAACUCCUGAGGAAAAAGAAGGAACUUAUUCCUUUGGUGCUGAUGAUGACCACAGCAGCGGGUGGAGCUUCGGCUUUUGCAGUAUAUUCCCUUCAAAAGACUGAUGUGAUCAUUGAUCGGAAAAAAAAUCCAGAACCUUGGGAAACUGUGGAUCCUAAUGUACCUAGCAAGCUUAUAACAAUCAACCAACAAUGGAAGCCCAUUGAAGAGUUGCAGAAGGUCCGAAGGGCCACCAAAUGACCAGCUCUUGCUUCUUUCUUCCAAAGAGUACUCUAUGAAUCUAGUGGAAACAUUUCUGCACAAACUAGAUUAUGGAUACCAGUGUGCGGAAAUGCUUCUGCUACAUUUUUAGGGCUUGACUACAUUUUUGGACUCUGGAUAGGAAUUAUAAAGGUAGUGCAGCAAUAACCACGUAGUUCAAAAAUAAGUUUGUGUUUAUUUUCUUGUUGUAAAUUUAAUGUUGCAUAUUGAAAUUUUUAUGUUUAUGAUGCCUGAAUAUUUUCCUAAAGUGUGUAAAGAUUUGUGAACUAGAUUGUCUAUAAUAAAAUACUAUUUGUGCAAGAUUUCUUAAA